Messenger RNA from Strongylus vulgaris, 390 nucleotides. Lineage: Eukaryota; Metazoa; Nematoda; Chromadorea; Rhabditida; Strongylidae. The record is from the annotation of a GenBank genome assembly.
AUGUUUGGGGAGAUUCCUUUACUCAUUGCCCUUACAGCAUGUAAUGGGAAAGAAAGCCCUGCAGAUGAUCACAUCUACGGCGUCGGAUGUCAUCAAGAGCAGUUUCAGGUUGCACAAGACGCCAUGAAUUUCGGACCAGAAGGACACGUUAACGACUCGCCAUGGAGAUGUCUCAUGCUCUGCACCUAUGAAAUCAAGACUUUCUCCACUAACGCCGAUCUCCACGUCCUUCUCGAAGCUGCAGGACGCAUCAAAAGAAAGUCCAGAAAGAUCGGCGUGAGGCAGCUGAGUGAUGGCACAUCAUCGUUCGUCGUGAGAAAGUUCUAUCACGGAACGUUGGAGGCGUUUGUCGUACACCCUUUUGUUGUCCAUCUUGUCAAUUCGCAUUAG